Messenger RNA from Naumovozyma dairenensis CBS 421, 525 nucleotides. RefSeq names its product Mtr2p (gene MTR2). The coding region runs from base 1 to 525 and encodes 174 amino acids. NCBI's taxonomy places the organism in Eukaryota, Fungi, Ascomycota, Saccharomycetes, Saccharomycetales, Saccharomycetaceae. The transcript has a single exon. The record is from RefSeq and is a predicted model, not a curated record.
AUGAAUCAAGGAGCAGCCACAUCACAUCAACCUGAAAUAUUGCAAACGUUUAUCAAGAAGAUAUUACUUCAUUUAGAUGAUAAUGAAACUAAAAAUUUACAACAAUUCUUAUCAUAUUUCAAUAACACGAAUUGCAAAAUAAUUUUCAAUGGUGCGCCAUUUGCUCAACCAAUGAUUUUCCUACAAAUGUGGCAGGAACAAUUCGUUCAAACACAACAUGCACUAACUUCAUUAGAUUAUCAGAUAAUUCCAGGAUCUGGUACCAUGAUUUUAAAUAUUAAUAGUAAAGUUAGAUUUGAUGAAAGUGGUAGGGAUAGAUUAGGACAAGAUGCUUUGAUCAAGGAUGGUUCUAAUCGUGGUGGAUUGAAUAAUAAUACAAGACCAAUAUUUGGAUCAUAUUUUGGUGUUUCUUUACAAUUAGUUAUCGAUGAUAGGAUAUUUAGAAAUGAUUUUAAUGGAGUGAUAUCGUGUUUUAAUUAUAACAUGCUAUAUAAACCAGAAGAUUCUUUAAUUAAAAUUCAUUAG